Molecule: messenger RNA, 1163 nt
Organism: Beta vulgaris subsp. vulgaris (sugar beet)
Lineage: Eukaryota; Viridiplantae; Streptophyta; Magnoliopsida; Caryophyllales; Amaranthaceae
Product: NEDD8-conjugating enzyme Ubc12
Exons: 6
Coding region: 282-836 (184 amino acids)
Biological process (GO): protein neddylation
Cellular component (GO): nucleus
Molecular function (GO): NEDD8 transferase activity
Source: RefSeq, a predicted model, not a curated record
AAAAAGAUCCGUCAGCAUAUAAAAUGAAAAAAAUAGAAACACAUUGAACAGUAGUCUCUAACCCUAACCCUCGAUCACAAUUUAUUUCUCUCUCUACAUUUAUCCAAUCUGUCUUUUUAUCUGAAAAUUCGACAAAAUCUCCACACAAUUUUGGAUUCCAGCAUCAAAUUAUCUUUUCCGAAUUUCAGUAGCAGGUAAGAAAAGUUACAGAAACGAAGUUAGAAGAUUGCGUUUUUUCAACGAAACACGAAACUCGGAUCUUCCAAGAAUUUGAAGGAGAGAUGAUUAAUUUGUUUAAAGUGAAAGCGAAACAAAGGGAAACUGCUGAAACUUGUAAUGGCAAGACGCCUGUGAAGAAGCAAUCAGCUGGAGAACUACGUCUUCAUAAAGAUAUCAGUGAACUGAACCUGCCAAAGUCGUGUAACAUAUCAUUUCCCAAGGGAAAGGAUGAACUGAUGAGCUUUGAAGUUACCAUUCGGCCUGAUGAAGGAUAUUAUUUAGGUGGUACAUUUGUGUUCACCUUCCAAGUUCCAUCUGUAUACCCUCAUGAGCCGCCUAAGGUUAAGUGCAAGACAAAGGUGUACCAUCCUAACAUUGACUUGGAAGGUAACGUCUGCCUCAACAUUUUAAGAGAAGACUGGAAACCUGUCUUGAACAUAAACACAGUCAUUUAUGGGCUUUAUCACCUCUUCACGCAACCAAACUAUGAAGACCCUCUAAAUCAUGAUGCCGCAGCUGUGUUGAGGGAUAAUCCAAAAAUGUUUGAAUCUAAUGUCAGAAGAGCUAUGGCUGGGGGUUAUGUGGGGCAAACUUACUUCACGAGGUGCGUAUCUUGAGUAAGAAUUACGAGGCGGUAAACAUGGAUGCAAAGGGGCAUCUUUGACUUCCUGGGUACUACUAUAUCUAUAAUUUGUACCAGUUCCACCAGCAGUGUGUAUUUGGUAUGCUUGGUAUACUUUGUGUUUGCAACAAGAAAUUAGUCAAAAUGGCUUGCAGUUCCAUGGUUUCCUCUUUCUUCUGAUGCCAAAACAUUGGUUAACACUGGUACUGGUUAUGCAAACAUUUUUUUUUUUUUUUUUACUCCAUGUGUAUGUGUAUCUACUAAUGUGGAGAAGAACAGAUUUCAUCUUGUGAAGAGAAGAUUUAAUAUGUUUGUUGUGCAA